Messenger RNA from Ostrinia furnacalis (Asian corn borer), 1038 nucleotides. RefSeq names its product angiotensin-converting enzyme-like protein Ace3. Gene Ontology annotation, biological process: proteolysis. Gene Ontology annotation, cellular component: plasma membrane. Gene Ontology annotation, molecular function: peptidyl-dipeptidase activity; metallopeptidase activity. The transcript is spliced from 4 exons. Lineage: Eukaryota; Metazoa; Arthropoda; Insecta; Lepidoptera; Crambidae. The record is from RefSeq and is a predicted model, not a curated record. The coding region runs from base 1 to 546 and encodes 181 amino acids.
AUGACGGAGGAGAGAGUGGCGAAGCGCAUCUUCUACUCUGAACUUGAGGAGGGUAAGCGGAAACAUGGCGGUCAACUCCUCAGAUACUUCGUGAGCACGAUCCUGCAGUUCCAGAUCUACCGGGCACUCUGCGAACGCACCGGGCAGUUCAUCGCGGGAGAUCCGUCUCACCCGCUCCACAAGUGCGACAUCUACAGAAACCCUGAAGCAGGCAGGAUACUGACACGUAUCAUGGAGCGAGGGUCAUCAGCCCCCUGGUCGCAGAUCCUUCAGGAGACGAUCGGCGAGGGGCGGCUCAACGGUGAAGCCCUGAGGGACUACUUCAGGCCACUCGAAGACUGGCUGCGAAGCGAGAACCUCAGGACUGGGGAGUACCUCGGCUGGAGCUAUGAUGGCGAUUACUGCAAGUUCAGCAUCGAGACAGCUGGUCUGCAAGUCUACGGAGGGUUCUACAACGCAGCGCACCGGCACUUUGACGUCACUAGCUUCUUCUCUCUACUUCUCGCUUCGUUCUUAACUACAGUCGUUAUGAUGCGCGUGCGAUAACUAUGAAUUUUGUUACGGCCUGACCACAUGGUUAAAAGGUGCAUCGUAAAAUGAAAAUAUUGUAUCUGCUAGCUGACAGUGACCAGGCUCUGAUUAAAAUAAUAAUUUGUAGAUCUGAAAGACAAGCGAUGUAUUUUGUCUUAAUAUUAUUAUGGAGGAUUUGUCAAUUUGUUUUAUUGAAUUUAUUGUCAAAACUACAAUAUCCAUAUGUUUUGUUUUACGAGAUAUCUAAGUAAUACAAAAAAUUACAAAGAAUCAAAAUCAUUAUUGUUUGUUACAUGAUUUUCAGAGCUCUAUUAUUUUGAGUUACACAGUUAUUAUAAAAAUGUUAUAAGUACUUAACCACUUUCCUCAGGGUUAUAUUAACAACAGUUUUGUAUAUUUUUAGACGUAAGUGUAUCUUUAUUUAGACCUUAGUUAUUUUGUAAAUAUUUAACUGAAUUAACAUGACAUGAAUGUAAUGUGAUAACUGAUUAAAACUUUUUGAUUUUA